This is a messenger RNA of Calliphora vicina (urban bluebottle blowfly), 555 nucleotides long. Its product is annotated as cytochrome c-like. Gene Ontology annotation, molecular function: heme binding; electron transfer activity. Gene Ontology annotation, cellular component: mitochondrial intermembrane space. The record is from RefSeq and is a predicted model, not a curated record. The coding region runs from base 172 to 495 and encodes 107 amino acids. Lineage: Eukaryota; Metazoa; Arthropoda; Insecta; Diptera; Calliphoridae. Gene Ontology annotation, biological process: mitochondrial electron transport, ubiquinol to cytochrome c; mitochondrial electron transport, cytochrome c to oxygen. The transcript has 2 exons.
UUUAUUUUAAAUCUGUCAAGUAAAUUAGUAAAUUUUUGUUGACAAAUUUUAUUACGUUUUCUUCAAAAUCAAAAAGUUUGUUUGUUACGCUUUCGUAAAGAAUAAAAUCGAGUUUAAACUUUUUGUUAUUCUCCACUAGUGAUAUUAUAAAUAAUUUGUGCAACUUUGAAAAUGGGCAUACCAGCUGGUAAUGCUGCAAAUGGCAAAAAAAUCUUUAUGCUAAAAUGUGCCCAAUGCCAUACAGCCGAGUCUGGCGGCAAGCAUAAAGUGGGUCCCAAUCUUCAUGGCGUGUUGGGUCGUAGAAGUGGUCAAUCAUCGGGUUAUAUGUAUUCCGAAGCCAAUAAAAAUAAGGGUGUUACUUGGACUGAAGAUGCCAUGUUUGAAUAUUUAGAAAAUCCUAAGAAAUAUAUACCUGGCACAAAAAUGGUAUUUGCCGGCCUCAAAAAAGCCGAUGAGCGUGCCGAUAUUAUUGCCUAUCUUAGGAAUCCAAAUUAGCUUGAAUUUGUUUAUUUAUUGAUCACAGGCUUUGAAUAAAAUUUUGUAUACAAAUAAUAA